This is a messenger RNA of Megachile rotundata (alfalfa leafcutting bee), 3622 nucleotides long. It is a transcript of the gene Cul2, whose product is annotated as cullin 2. Gene Ontology annotation, biological process: ubiquitin-dependent protein catabolic process. Gene Ontology annotation, molecular function: ubiquitin protein ligase binding. Lineage: Eukaryota; Metazoa; Arthropoda; Insecta; Hymenoptera; Megachilidae. Gene Ontology annotation, cellular component: cullin-RING ubiquitin ligase complex. The record is from RefSeq and is a predicted model, not a curated record.
AGUACAGUAUCGUGUAUUUUUUUACGAAGAGUAGGUUCUCUAGAUAGUCCAUAUUCUAUUAUCCCCUCCAAGAAGUUGGAAAGUCAAGAGCAAAGGGGAAAAAACAUGGCUCUGCAAUGUUAUUGAGAAAUUCAAAGCAGUUUGGUGUUUCGCAUUUAAUUCUUUGACUAUUUUAGAGAAGAAAGUUUAUAUUUUUUGUAGACUUGACUUUCUUUUGAAAUAAACAAUUUAUAAAAGUGGCACGUGAAGUGAAAACGAAAGAAAGUAAAGAAACGAAGGGGUGAAAGAGUGAGAGAGAAAGAGAAGGAAAAUGUGUUCGAUCAAGACGAGUCAUUGUAAAUGUCAUGUAUUUUGCAACAGGGAAUGAUUUACGAAAUACUGAAAAGAAGUGAUUUUAAAGAAUUGAUAUUGCUAGGAAUUAAGAUCAGUUUGCAAUCGUAUCCGUAAGAAUACAGACUACUCUUUCUACGAGUUUUUGGUUAGUGGUUACGAUCAUGACCAUCUGGAUGGUAACCAGUCAGCUGUAACUCGUAACACGCGUUUACACGUGCAGUUUGUAAUUCGUUCAAUGAUCAUUGAGAAAUCCCAUUUAUAUCUAACCAUAAUUCAUAAACCGCAGUUUAAAUGAAAAAUGAUCAUUCCUGGUUCACGUUUGACGAUGAUAUACGAACGGUUUAUAUCUUUUAAUUUAAACGUAUAAGCGCUAUUUCAAAUGCUGAUCACUUCGAUCUAUUUGCGCUAGAAAAGUAUUCCAAGACAUAAUUUGAUGCCCGUAUAGGUUACGUUUAAAUAAAAAAGAAAUUUGGAACGGCCAUGAAAUGAAAAUACGCCCGCGAUGUAUUUUACUUUUAUGUUAUUUUUAAACCACUGAUGUACAAAACACUUGGUCAAAGCCUUGUAAUCUCCAUCUUUGUCUAUAGUUCAAAGAUUAUUCUUGGAAUAUAUUUUAGGUUUACAAGUUAAAUAAUUACAUUAUAGAAUUUGUAUGUUUAAUUCUCUGAUAUUGCAAGUCGGUAGUAUUUUGUGGAAUGUACAUAAGGAUGUCACUAAAGUCUAAGCCAGUUGAUUUUAUUAAAACAUGGAAUGCAUUGCGAGAGACUGUAGAGAGCGUAAUAACGUUGUCAUAUGUUCCACGUGCAACAUGGAAUGAUAGAUUUAGUGAUGUAUAUUCAUUAUGCGUGGCAUAUCCAGAACCAUUUGCCGAUCAGUUGUAUAACGAGACAAAAAGGUUUCUAGAAAAUCAUGUCUUCCAAUUGGUAACAAAAGUUCGUGCCCAAGGCGAAUCUGGUUUACUGCAGGCAUAUUAUCAAGCCUGGACAAAUUAUUCACAGGGCAUCAAUUAUGUGGAUCGCUUGUACUUAUAUUUAAAUCAACAACACAUUAAGAAGCAGAAGGUUUCUGAGGCAGAACUUAUUUAUGGCACGUCUUCCGCUAUGACUGCUGAUUGCCAAGAACAAAUGGAAAUAGGAGAACUUGGUUUAGAUAUUUGGAAGAAACGAAUGAUUACACCAUUAAGAAAGCAAUUGGUCUCUCUGCUGCUGGAAAAUAUUCACGCAGAUAGAAUUGGUACAGCUCCUUCAGCCAGUACAGAAGUUAUUUGUGGAGUUAUACAAAGUUUUGUUCGAGUUGAGGAAUAUAAGAUGAAGGGACAAGUAGAUCUGUAUCAAGAAAUCUUUGAAACACCUUACCUCAAAGCUUGUGGAGAAUUUUAUAGGAGAGAGGCAUCAGAGUUGCUUCAACAGUCAGAUGUAACUCAUUAUAUGGAAAGAGUUACGUGGAGACUCAUUCAAGAAGAGCUCCGUGCUCAUAAGUUUUUACACGCAAGUUCUAUGCCGAAAGUAAGGCAAUGUUGUCAGGAGAAGAUGAUAGCCGCACAUAUAGCUUGGCUUCACGCGGAAGCAGAAAGUAUGAUAGAAAAUGAACGUAGAACGGAUUUAAGUCUUCUUUAUCCAUUGUUAAGGCCAAUACCUUCAGGUUUAACACCGCUAUUACAAAAACUUACUCAAUACAUUACUCAGCAAGGAUUACAGGCAAUCGGUUCUUUACAAGGAGAGAAUCUACACAUACAAUUUGUGGAAAGCAUGCUGGACGUGCAUCACAAAUACUCGGAAUUGAUUAAAGAGGUGUUCAGAGCUGAUCAAGCUUUCAUAAGUGCCCUCGACAAAGCUUGUUCAGCCGUCAUAAACCAUAGGCCUGUUCCCCGACAACCUGCCAGAGCGCCAGAGCUACUUGCUAAAUACUGCGAUUCUUUCUUAAAAAAAUCUGCUAAAGCCACCUCGGAAGGGGAAAUAGAAGAAAAGCUAGGACAUUGUAUUACCGUGUUCAAAUAUCUUGACGAUAAAGAUGUUUUCCAAAAGUUUUACGCACGAAUGUUAGCAAAGCGAUUGAUACAUCAGCAGUCACAGUCAAUGGAUGCCGAGGAAUCCAUGAUCGAUCGAUUAAAACAAGUGUGUGGCUACGAGUUUACGAACAAACUUCACCGAAUGUUUACGGACAUGUCAGUUUCGGCGGACUUAAAUGCCAAAUUUACUACCAGUUUACGAGAAGGAGAUAGAGAAAAUCAGUUAGGCAUCGGUUUUGUAGUAUACGUGUUACAAGCAGGUGCUUGGCCAUUAGGUUUACCUCCAUCUCCAGGACCAUUUGAUAUCCCUCAGCAAUUAGAGAAAUCUAUACAAGCGUUUGAAUCUUUUUAUCGCGCGCAGUUUAGCGGACGGAAACUCACGUGGUUACAUUAUCUUUGUCAAGGUGAACUCAAAUUUAACUAUUUAAAGAAACCUUACUUGGUCACUGUACAGACAUACCAAAUGGCCCUGCUUCUUCUUUUCGAGCACUGCGAUUCGAUACAAUGCAAAGAAGCUGCCGCAUCAUUACGUUUGUCGCACGAUCAGCUAGUUAAACAUGCUACUAGUUUAGUUGACUGUAAAAUUCUGAAGAAAUCAACGGAAGGAGAAUUGGAGGAAGAUACAACUUUGUCUCUUAAUUUUGAUUACUAUAACAAAAGAACGAAGUUUCGAAUAACUGGUACAUUGCAACGAGAUGUACCACACGAAAGUCACGAUACCGAAGCUACGCAUCGCAGUGUCGACGACGACAGAAAAUUGUACCUGCAAGCAGCUAUAGUUCGUAUUAUGAAGAGUCGUAGGGUUUUGAGACACAAUCAACUCGUACAAGAGGUACUAAGUCAAUCUAAGGUUACAUUUGCACCAUCAAUCGGUAUGAUCAAAAAAUGUAUCGAAGCCCUUAUAGAUAAGCAGUAUAUCGAACGUACGCCAAAUAACGCAGAUGAGUAUUCGUACGUCGCAUGAUUUUAUUGUAUCAUCUGUCACCAUCAUUAAUUUAUUUCGUUCAGGGUACUCUUUGAUCAUUCAUAAUAAUAAAAAAAAAACAUUUUCUAAUGUUGAAAUAAAACAUUGAAUAUUAAGGAUCUUUUUUUGAUCUAAUAUAUUUGAUCUGAUAGACGAAAACGAUAUUCUCAUUAAUGGUAUUCUCUAAACCGAAUUGUUUGAAAGAUCAGGGAAAGUAGCCUGAACUGCUUACUUGCUCCUAAAUCAACAAAUUAAUAACUUAGUUGAAUCAAAUAUUUGUAAUAUAUGCGCACGGAAUAAAGAUGAUGUUACUAUUU